This is a messenger RNA of Linum tenue, 204 nucleotides long. The record is from the annotation of a GenBank genome assembly. NCBI's taxonomy places the organism in Eukaryota, Viridiplantae, Streptophyta, Magnoliopsida, Malpighiales, Linaceae.
AUGGACGAUUCUUUGGAGGCGGUAAGAUGUGUAGUUGAAAGCCUCAAGAUCAUUGCUCGCCAGGCCAGUUUGAGGGUGGCUGAAUAUGCUUUCCACUAUGCAAAGGCUAACAUCAUUAAGGGGAUAUUAUAUGGACAUAAGUCGUCAGGAGAUCAGAGUUCAGGCCUUAACUUCUUACCAGUGGCAUUUCUCUUUCACUUGGAA